UUGGUAGAUAAGGUGGCACAGCUCCCGUUCUAAACCGUAACUCCAUUUUGGUGCAUCUCAGGCUUUCUGUAUGUGUGGGCAUGUUGGGCUAGCUCCUUUUUAAGCGGUGUGAUGCCUGGGGCCAGGAGAAACUAGACUGGAGAAGUUGGAGGCAUUGCUUCAUCCAGGGGGAACCAGUUCGCCUGCCUUUGUCUCUUGCCAACGUACAGCCACUUUUGCAGCUAUUUAGUCUGGAAGGACCAUGUGGUAAGUCCUGCUAGGUCUUGAAGAAGAGAGCCCAGCCAAAGGAAAGAUGGCAUCAUUGUGCCCUGGGGACCAGAGCUGUUAUGUGGCCGCCCUUCGACUAUUAUGUGCUGCUGCUCUUGUUGUUGCUGUGCAGAGUGCCUGUGACCCACCACCACGUCUGACUUACGCUACGCCAAAAGAGGACUACACUAAUACGACUUCUUUUCCUUUUGGGACCAGAGUAGAGUACACAUGUCGCCCAGGUUAUAGCAAACGUUUACCAUCUUUUCUUCGUUGCGAACACGAUUCUAGGUGGAUAGUCCCUUUUUCUACCUUCUGUGUUCCAAGACAAUGCCCUCAUCCUGCGGCACCGGACAAUGGCCAAGUGGUCAUUCUUACGGAUCUCCAGUUUGGUUCAACAAUAAAUUUCACCUGUGAAGACGGGUACCGAUUAAUUGGAAAUCCACAAUCCAGUUGUGUGAUUGCACAAGGGGGUGUUGAUUGGGAUCGAGAAAUGCCACUUUGUCAAUCGAUACCGUGUCUGCCGCCUCCGACAAUAAACCAUGGGACACACAGUGCAAUGAUUCUGGAGGAGUUCAGCUAUGGGACAUCAGUCACUUACAAGUGUGACAGCGUAAAGGCAGGAGAGAUUCCUUUCUCGCUUGUUGGAGAAGCUUCCAUCUACUGUACAUCCCGGGACAAGUAUAAUGGAGUCUGGAGUGGGCCUCCCCCUGAAUGCAAAGCAAUUCACUGUAAAACUCCGAACCUUGACAAUGGGAGAAUAGUGAACAGAUACAGCAGUGUCAAUACCUGGAACAGCAUCCUUUUGCUUGAGUGUAAUAAAGGUUUUACCCUCCACGGCAGCAGCAACAUUCAGUGCAAUGAGAAUAGUACCUGGAGCCCUCCGGUACCAGUUUGCGAACAAAGCGGUUGCUACGACCCCCCUAAUACUGAUAAGAUUAUGCAACGUUCCUUUUUUUUCUCAAGUGAAGAGCUGAGCGCCGAGUAUCCAGUUGGCUCUGUGUUUACAUACACCUGUUGGUCAGGCUAUGAGUUCAGGCCUGGAGAAAACAAGCUCACUAUUACCUGUCAAAGUAACUUUCAGUGGUCUAAAGAUCCAAGUCCGUGUGGGAAAAUUUUGUGUCUAACCCCUCACAUUGACAAUGGAAUAGUGGUGCCCAGUUUUUGGCUGCCCAGAUUCUAUGCAGCAGCAAAUGAGAAGAGGAAAUACGAGUAUGGCGAUACCGUUAGGAUCCAAUGCAAUCAUGGGUAUCGCCUCCAUGGUGACAAAGAGAUACGCUGCCACGAAAAUGGCAACUGGAGUCCUGCACCCCAGUGUGUCCGAGAGCCUGUGUGUCCAUCCCUGCAUAUUGAACAUGGGACACUGGUAUCUAGCCAUGGAAUGCAGCAUGCACCUGGAAGCACUGUUGAGGUUCAGUGCAAUGCUGGUUAUGUCCUCAAUGGCCCCCCGUGGAUUGUGUGCCAGUCUGACGAGACAUGGAAACCUCCGGUACCCUUUUGUGAUAAAGCCUGUGGGCCACCUCCAGAUAUUAAGCGAGGGCAGCAUUCUGGCGGCACCAAGGAACACUUCUUCUAUGGCUCGGAGGUUAAGUACAGCUGUGCCAAGGGCUUGUCGCUGAUUGGAGAGUCUUCCAUCUACUGUAUCUUGGAUGAUGAGUUCAAUAUGAUCUGGAGUGGGCCUGCCCCGCGGUGUGAAAUGGUUCGCUGCCUCAGGCCAGUGAUCGAAAAUGGACAAAUGACUACCACUAGGCAUGUUUUCCUAUAUGGCACCACUGUGCAGUUUUCUUGCAACGAAGGCUACAUGAUGGAUGGUAGUAGAGAGAGCCAAUGCCAAGAGUACAGUAUCUGGAGUCCUCCUCUGCCGUCUUGUCGUCUCGUUCAGUGUCCAAAGCCAGACCUGCCACAUGGAAAUGUGAUGGGCAACCAGGAUGAAAAAGCAUGGUACAGCAUGAAUGAAACCAUUACUUUCAGCUGUCCUGAGGGGCACCGAUUCUUAGGCUGCUGGCAUCUGUUUACGACUGACACAUGGACGAUUACUUGUUCUGCUGACGGCAAGUGGACAGACUUCCCCAAAUGUGUGAAAGAGGAUGAGGUGUAUAAGACGGCGUACGAUGUCAAAGAGUUUCGGCAGUGUGAUAUUUCUCUGUCGCAAGUGAGGAUCCUGCAGGAAAUACAAAACCUAAAGCUGGAAGUCAAGAGGCUGACAGGGGAUAGCCAAGAUUUAGUUUCCUGCCUGCUUUUCAUGGAGCUACAUUUGAUUGGCACGUGCUUGGACGUCUCUCAACACCAUGCGCCCAGUAAGAUGGCUAGUGCCCUGCCAGGCAGCACCCUCGCUGUCAGCCCUGCUCUCCAGCCUUGGCUCUCACCCAGCACCAUGAAGGCAUCUCUUUGCGGGUCCUGGCAGCUCCUGGGGACCUUCAUGCUUGUGUUGCUGCCAAUGGGGGCUCUUGAGAGCUGUAAGGAGCCACCUAACAUCCCUCAUGCUUUCCAAAAGAAUUAUGUUGGCCAACUGAUUCCCCCUGGGACUGUGGUGAUGUAUGGCUGCAACAGGGGUUACGAGUUCAUCUCCGGAAUCACCCAGGGGCGCGUUACUUGUCUGCAAAAUCUGACAUGGUCUGAAGUACCAAACUUUUGUCAGAGAGUUCAGUGUCCGCCUCCACAAAUUGCAAAUGGCACGUAUACGCCACUGCCGAAAACUGGAGAAGAGAAAUACGCAUACGAAGAUGCUGUUACCAUUGAAUGCAAUGCCGGGUAUGGCGUCAAUGGCUCUACUCAGAUUCGCUGCAGACACGAUGGCUCUUGGGAUCCCAGAGUACCGCACUGUGUUCCAGGUUGUGGCUCACCCCCACGUGUUGAAAACGGGCAUCACAACCACCCAGGCAGGGGAUAUUUCUCUACUGGAUCCUCGGUGACAUACAGAUGUCUCAAAGGUUACACGCUUCAGGGAGAGGCCUCCAUUCGUUGUGAGACUGGUGAUGAUGAAACCGCUGCAUGGAGUGGCCCCCUCCCGCAGUGUGCAGCGGUUCAGUGUCCAGCCCCAAGUAUUCAGAAUGGAAGACUGAAACCUCCACUCAGCCAGAAUUAUAGCUAUAAGAGCAACAUCUCGUUUGAAUGUGAUCCCGGGUAUGUCAUUAGGGGGAGCGAAAUCAUCUGGUGCCAAGCUGACACUAAGUGGGGUCCUCGGCCACCAGUUUGUAACCUGGGUAGCUGCUCCUACCCCCCAGCCAUUGACAAUACUAACCAGGUUCCUCGAAAAGAUUUCCCAGUAGGGUCUGUAGUCACCUACUCCUGCAGACCUGGUUACGCCUUGAUCCCUGGAGUAAUUCCCAGGAUUACUUGUCUUACCAAUUUCACGUGGUCCAAAGUCCCGGAGUUUUGUGAGAAGCUGUACUGUCCAAACCCAGCUAUUGAAAAUGGAGCCCUGAUCUCGGUCAGUAGGAAGGAGCACACGUUUGGAAACCAUGUCGAGUUUAGCUGCCAUUUCGGCUACGUCCUCAGAGGCAGUUCCUCAGUUCACUGCGGGGGCGAUGGGGAGUGGCAUCCUCCACUGCCCUUCUGUGAUAAAGUCUGUGGCCCACCUCCAAGUAUCACCAAAGGCAAGCACUCCGGCACCGGCCAGGGGCGUUACCCUUAUGGAUCAAAAGUCACGUACAGCUGUGCUGAGGGCUUAUCCCUGAUUGGAGAGUCUUCCGUCUACUGUACAUCAGACAACGGGGUAAAUCUGACCUGGAGUGGCCCUGCCCCACGGUGCAAACUUGUUCGCUGCCCCAUGCCAGUGGUUCACAAUGGAAGGACAAUCGGUGACAAAACUGCUUUUCUGUAUGGAGCCACCGUGCAGUUUUCUUGCAACAAAGGCUACAUGAUGGAUGGCAAUGGAGAAAGCUGGUGCCAGGAAGACAGUACAUGGAGUUCUCCUGAGCCAGCUUGUCAGCCGGUCCAGUGUCCAAAGCCAAAAGUGGAAAAUGGAAGAAUGGUCAACCCCACGGGUGAAAAACCGUGGUACAAAGUGAAUGAAACCGUCUCUUUCAAGUGCUCUCCGGGAUACCAGUUUUCAGGCCAUUGGUACCUGCCUGUAACUGAGACUUGGAAAAUUACCUGUUCUGCGGAUGGCAACUGGACAACGUUCCCCACGUGUAGAAAGCAAGGCAGUUCUGCCAUGUGUGACGUGGUAGUUGACAGCCGACAUGCUCUGCAGUGCGGUGUGCCCCUGAUGCAACUGAAGUCCCUGCUGGAAGUCCAGAAACUGUAUCUGGAGAUCGAGAAGCUGAAGCGGGAGAUUAAAACAUUAGGAUAAAUACCUGAAACUUGCACCCAAGUCAUAACACACUUCUUGGGAUACAGUUUGUAUAACUGCAGUGUCCAUAGGAGGAUGGGAACUGAUUUCAUAGUAUGUGUUAGUGCACCCAGUAGGCUGAGGACGAGUAGCCAGUAGUUGAGGGAUUAGAUUAUAGCGAGCUGAACUCCUGUAGUUUAGAGUUUUCUGCUUUCCUGACUCUCCUGCUAGUGAAGUGAAGUGAAGCAAGAGUAUGAGUCCAUGCUUAUGAGCUAGGUAUUUCAGGUUGUCCGGCAAGUUUUUUGUGUGGAAAAGUAAACAGAGUCAAACUCAGAUUAUUUGUUCAUCUAGGAAAACGUGCCAAGCAAGGAGAACCUGGAUUGAAUUGCAGGAAAGUAAACAUCCAGGUGAGAUGAGUUUUGGACCCUCCUUAGAUGGAGACUUAUAUUGCCCAACCUCAGUCCUGUGGAUGGCCCAGAAUUCCUGUAUGCUCAGUGUAACCUUAUAUAUUCAAUGCUUUUUUGACAUGCUUAUGGGGAAUAACGGGGAGUGAGCGUUUGACUGUCUGAUUUCUGCUAGCCUUCAGUAAAGUUUUGGGCACCA
Molecule: messenger RNA, 5122 nt
Organism: Gavialis gangeticus (Gharial)
Lineage: Eukaryota; Metazoa; Chordata; Crocodylia; Gavialidae
Product: complement receptor type 2-like
Exons: 26
Coding region: 293-4540 (1415 amino acids)
Source: RefSeq, a predicted model, not a curated record